Filobasidium floriforme is the source of this 2358-nucleotide messenger RNA. RefSeq lists its product as uncharacterized. The record is from RefSeq and is a predicted model, not a curated record. NCBI's taxonomy places the organism in Eukaryota, Fungi, Basidiomycota, Tremellomycetes, Filobasidiales, Filobasidiaceae. The coding region runs from base 1 to 2358 and encodes 785 amino acids. The transcript has 11 exons.
AUGCCCUGGCUCAGCUGCAAGACUGUCCUCAUGUCCGUUAAUUACUGCUUGUCGAUUGAUGAUAUGCUUGAACCAGCUCUGCGAUCUCUAUCAACUCCCAUCAUAUCCAUUAGAAACCACCAUUUUCCAAGUUAUGCCAAAUUUGAAGAGCCCCAGCUGAGACAAAUGUGGGAAGAGCAACUGGCAGACAUAAAGGCGUUCAUGCCCUAUAACCAUACAUACAAGCAUGCAAUCCUUCUCUGGUGCACCUUUGUAUUUGAUUUUUUGUAUAUGAAGCAAUAUGCUGACGAUUGCACCUUUGACAUUUCUUGCUCGCAUGAACUAUUGUGCAAACCCGUAACAUCUACAUGUUGCUCACAGGUUGGAGGAGUCGUAUUGACAUGUACCUGUUUGGAAUGUGGAGGAGGAAAGAAGCAGCCUCAGAUCACCUGGAAGGGACCCCCUGGCUUCAGAGGUAUCAUUUGGUUCUUCUCCAAACUUCUUCAAUGCGGAUCACAGUUGAGGAAUCUCUUGCCGUCUAUGGAGUCUGGUCUACAAAACCCUCUUCUAGGAAACCCUUGUCUACAAAACUUCCCAUAUCUUGCCCACAAAACCCUCGUCUACCAUCUACGCAUCCUUGUGUACCAACCAUCUAUAGACCAUCGUUUACCUACCACCCGUCAACCACCUCGGCUACCACGUCGCCCACGCUCUUGUUUACGAUCCGGGAAGUUCCGUUUACCAUGUCGCCAAUCUACAAAAACCCACAACCUUGUUGCCCACCUACCAUGGCAGGACCAACACGGGAGUAGAGAGGAUGCUGACCCUGUAAUUAAGCAGCAGACUCUGAGGGAGAUGGAGAAGCAUUUCAGAACCGUUGAUGAGGAUGCAGUAGUGUUGUUGGCCAAUCGUAUUCCGAUUCCUGUCCUUGUAUUCUUGAAGGGAGACCCGAUCAAGCUUCCCGCCAAACUCACCGCAGCUGACAAUGUGGCCAAGAUGUUUGAGACCUUGACCAAGACCCUCUACGUGGUGGACUCAACUCGUAAGAACACCUAUCCAAUCAUCCCUACCAUUCCACCCAAAUCUGAUGUCCAACACGUCCACCACGCUCUACAAAAGGAAGCCUUUCCGGCAAACGAGUUUGGUACCACCUACCUGAUCAUGCAACAGGAGCAGGGCCAUAACGACAGGAUGACACAGGUGCAGGCGGAAAAAGAGGCACAGAGGGUGGCGGAAAGGUCGGGCAAGGCCGCUCCCAUUGCCGACCACCCCAACCACCCCACCCUGCUCCCACCAAUCAAGCUGUCAAUCUCCUUUCUUUGUAUGAGCAGAGUUGGCAAAUUCUACAAGGACAUGGAGCCAAACUUUGAGUGUGCCGCUGCCAUCUUCAAAGCUAUCGAUGCCAAUCUCUACAAGGAAUAUGAACGAAUGAUCUGUCGUUUGGCUGGGUUGAGAAACGUCCAAUCGCCCUCAUCCGUCUGGUGUUUGAUGGUCUUGAUCACAAACUUGAACGUCGAGCCGCAUGGCAAUCGCAUUGACAGGAAGGACGGCUGGGUGCUGGUACAGUGCUUUGGCAAUUUCAAUGAGAAAGGCGGUCAGACGGUCUGCCCUGGACUGGGUCUCAUAUUCAACAUGCCCUGGUUUACCGGCAAGCGAGUGAGCUGUGUCUACUGGACCCACGCCGGUAUGUUUGAAUAUGGCUUGCCCAAGAAGAAUAGGCCUAAACAAAAGCAAAGAGCCAAGGACGAUUCGAUUACCUCGGUCCCCGCCUUGGCCGCUCCGACCGCUCUGACCGCUCCGGCCCCAGCUGCCAACAUUCCUACGACUCCAACAUCCUGGGGUGACAAACUGAAAUUUAACUGGGCAACGUGGGGGGAAAAGCAGGAUCAGAAGGAAGCUCACAAGGAAGUGGGCAGACAGACUACCUUGCUGCAGCCAGGAGUCUGCAAAGGAGUCGGGAGUGGAUAUAUUGCGGGUGGAGCUAAUUGGGAACAGGAGGUGGUGGUCCUGGAAGAUUCGGAUCAUGACGACAAUGAGCACGGCAAGGCAAAGGCAAAGGGUAAGAAGGCGAAGGUGACCAAGGCAAAGGGCGACAAGGCAAAGGGCAAGGCCAAGGCAAAGGGGAAGGCCAAGCCGAGGGGAACAGUCUCUUCCGGGUUUUACCGCAUGAACGUCUCGUCCCGGCCUUGGAAGCGUGGUAUCAUUGUCGGUACCAACAAAUUGGGUCACAGUCGCACUAUGAGUCCGGGAAAUCAGGCGGGACGCGAAUCACAACAGCUGAUGGCAGAUGUCAGGGAGAGGGUCAGUACCGUAGUUGAUACGGUCGGCAGAAUGACAAAAGAAGGUGACUCCAUUGGAGGCGCAGCCACUUCUGAUUGA